Messenger RNA from Cutaneotrichosporon cavernicola, 1050 nucleotides. RefSeq lists its product as uncharacterized. Gene Ontology annotation, cellular component: retromer complex; endosome. The transcript is spliced from 8 exons. Bases 1 to 1050 code for a protein of 349 amino acids. Gene Ontology annotation, biological process: retrograde transport, endosome to Golgi; intracellular protein transport. NCBI's taxonomy places the organism in Eukaryota, Fungi, Basidiomycota, Tremellomycetes, Trichosporonales, Trichosporonaceae. The record is from RefSeq and is a predicted model, not a curated record.
AUGGUCCUCGUACUCGUGAUCGGGGACCUCCAUAUCCCCACUCUCACCCACGACCUCCCGGCAAAAUUCAAGAAGCUUCUUGUGCCCGGCAAGAUCCAGCAGAUUCUGUGCACUGGCAAUGUGAGCGACAAAGAGACACUCGAUUACCUCCGUACCAUUGCGCCUGAGUUACACGUCGUGCGCGGCGAGUUUGACGACAACUCGCACUUCCCCCUAUCCCUCACCAUCCCACAUCAGAGUGUCCGCAUAGGCGUCGUCCACGGUCAACAGGUCGUGCCGGCCGGCAACCGCGACAUGCUCGCCGCCCUCGCGCGCCAGAUGGACGUCGAUGUCCUCAUCAGCGGCGGCACGCACCGGUUCGAGGCGUUCGACUUUGACGGGCGCUUCUUCGUCAACCCCGGGAGCGCGACCGGCGCGUGGAGCGGUCUCGAUGGUGACUCGACGCCAUCGUUCGCCUUGCUCGACGUGCAAGGCCCCGUCAUUGUCACAUAUGUUUACCAGCUUGUUGACGGCGAAGUCAAGGUCGACAAGGUCGAGUACCGGAAACCUGACCCACCACGAGACGGGCAGCAGGACCAGAGCUCGGCGUGGACGUCGCUAGCGAGUGGAUGGAAUCUUGCGGCCGCACGUGAACAGUAUUCCCAGUUUCAACCAUGGCGCGACAUACGCCCCUCCAAACGAGAUCUGACGUCGCGCUCUAACAUGCUCUAUCCCAACACGGACAUUGCUCUCUUCGCCAUGGCCGACCCCACCGACCUAAUCAACCUGUACCUCCCGAACCCCAGCCAUACCCCCUCACGAGAUCACCACGUCGCCCUCCGAAACGCGCGCGCGGCGUACAGCGUGCACAUCGCAAAGGUCUCUGCGGGCGUGCUCGGCGGUCUCGCAUUCAUCAUCAUCGUCAUCGCCCUCGUGCUGCGAUUCCGCAAGCACCGGAUCCAGACAGAACUGCCAACGGUGCUCGUGACGUCCCCGAGAUCGCCGCAUGUUUGGGUCGUACCACCCGGAGCGGAGGUGGAUCUUGCGCACCUUGCGCCGCCCAAGUCCUAA